Molecule: messenger RNA, 395 nt
Organism: Paraglomus occultum
Lineage: Eukaryota; Fungi; Glomeromycota; Glomeromycetes; Paraglomerales; Paraglomeraceae
Source: the annotation of a GenBank genome assembly
AAGAGUCAAAGAUGUCUUCCCACAACGGGACGUUGUUAUAUAUUAUCAAACUUAUGACAGCAACAACGCAAUUGAAAGCUUAUGCCAAAUUAUUCGCGGCGACUGUUACUAAAAUUGAUUAUUAUCAGUUGACCGGAGACAAACGUUUCCACUUUACCGAGCACCCGUUAUACGUUGACGGCAGUCAGUAUUCUGACGAACAGCAGCCUCUAGCUCGGAUAAUAAACGAGAUGUACAAGACUGUGGAGCAAAUUUUCACAAAUUCAAGAAGAGCAGGAUGUGGAAAGGGAACUCUGGUGGGAGUGACUGGGAGAGAAUGGGAGAAAGAGUGGGCGGGGCCGGGCCGACGCUUGGCUCAUGGUGGUGGAAAGAAUGUAGAGUUUUGUGGAUUAAAU